GCUGUGCGCACCGCUCAGGGCGGCAAGCUCCACAUCAUUGAAGUGGGCACGCCCCCCACCGGCAAUCAACCGUUUCAAAAGAAAGCCGUGGAUGUGUUCUUUCCGCCCGAAGCCCAAAAUGAUUUUCCCGUCGCCAUGCAGGUGAGCACCAAACAAGGCGUGGUGUAUCUCAUCACCAAGUAUGGUUACGUCCAUCUGUACGACGUGGAGUCGGCCGUUUGCAUCUAAAUGAAUCGAAUCAGUGCGGAAACCAUUUUUGUGACGGCGCCACAUGAACCAACGAACGGUAUCAUUGGCGUGAAUCGAAAAGGCCAAGUCCUCUCUGUGAGUGUGGACGAAGAUAACAUUAUCAACUACAUCAAUGGCAACCUCCAAAACCCGGACAUGGCGCUCAGAUUUGCCGUGCGGAACAACUUGGGAGGCGCGGAUGAGUUGUUCGUACGCAAGUUCAAUAGUUCGUUCAGCAAUGGCAAUUAUUCUGAGGCUGCCAAAAUCGCUGCCAAUGCUCCCAAGGGAAUUCUGAGGACACCCCAAACCAUCAGUAAGUUCCAACAGGUUCCAACUCCGGCUGGUCAAACCUCGCCGCUUCUCCAAUACUUCGGCAUCCUUUUGGACCAGGGCCAAUUAAACAAAUUCGAGUCUUUGGAACUCUGCCGGCCUGUUCUCCAGCAAGGUCGAAAGCAGCUGCUUGAGAAAUGGUUAAAAGAAGAUAAAUUGGAGUGCUCUGAAGAGUUGGGAGAUUUGGUCAAAGCUGCGGACCCGACCUUGGCUCUGUCCGUGUAUUUGCGGGCAAACGUCCCCAAUAAGGUGAUACAGUGCUUUGCCGAGACUGGCCAAUUCCAGAAGAUUGUCUUAUACGCCAAAAAAGUGGGCUACACCCCGGAUUAUCCAUUCCUGUUGCGAAAUGUCAUGAGAGUCAAUCCCGAGCAAGGCGCUCAAUUCGCCCAAAUGUUGGUACAAGAUGACGAGCCGUUGGCCGACAUCAACCAAAUUGUGGACAUAUUUAUGGAGCAGAACAUGGUACAACAAUGCACCUCAUUCCUAUUGGACGCGUUGAAGAACAACCGCCCCUCGGAGGGACCCUUGCAAACUCGUCUGUUGGAAAUGAACCUGAUGGCUGCACCUCAAGUGGCUGAUGCCAUCAUGGGCAAUCAGAUGUUCACCCACUAUGACCGACCUCAUAUUGCUUCCUUGUGUGAGAAGGCUGGUCUUUUGCAGAGAGCAUUGGAGCACCAUACCGAUUUGUAUGAUAUCAAGAGAGCUGUGGUGCAUACUCACUUGCUGAAACCGGAUUGGUUGGUUACCUUCUUCGGAACGUUAUCCGUGGAGGACUCACUCGAGUGUCUCAAGACCAUGUUGAACGCGAACAUCCGACAGAACCUUCAAGUUUGUGUUCAAAUCGCUACCAAAUACCAUGAGCAACUGACCACCAACGCCUUGAUCGAUUUGUUUGAGAGCUUCAAGAGCUUUGAGGGUCUCUUCUACUUCUUGGGAUCUAUUGUGAACUUCAGUCAGGAUCCCGAGGUGCACUUCAAGUACAUCGAGGCUGCUUGUAAAACUGGCCAGAUCAAAGAAGUGGAACGUAUCUGCCGUGAAAGCAAUUGCUAUAACCCUGAGCGAGUCAAGAACUUUCUGAAAGAGGCCAAGCUGACCGACCAAUUGCCUUUAAUCAUUGUUUGCGACCGAUUCGACUUCGUGCACGAUCUCGUGCUCUAUUUAUACCGAAACAACUUGCAGAAGUACAUCGAGAUUUACGUCCAGAAAGUCAAUCCCUCCCGUUUACCUGUUGUGGUUGGAGGCUUGUUGGAUGUGGAUUGCUCCGAAGACAUCAUUAAAAACUUGAUCACCGUAGUCCGAGGUCAAUUCAACACCGACGAACUCGUGGAGGAAGUUGAAAAACGGAACCGACUGAAACUAAUCCUUCCUUGGCUGGAGUCUCGAAUUCACGAGGGUUCUGAUGAGCCCGCAACACACAAUGCUUUGGCUAAAAUCUACAUUGAUUCCAACAACAAUCCCGAGCGAUUCCUCAAAGAGAAUCCAUACUACGACAGUAAAGUUGUGGGACGUUAUUGUGAAAAGAGAGACCCCCAUCUAGCCUGUGUGGCCUAUGAGCGAGGCGAAUGUGAUCGUGAACUUAUUGCUGUUUGCAAUGAGAACUCGUUAUUCAAAUCUGAGGCUCGCUACUUGGUUAAGCGUCGAGACAUGGAGCUGUGGGCUGAGGUGCUCAAUGAUGACAACCCUUUCCGUCGACCACUCAUCGACCAAGUGGUUCAAACUGCACUGGCCGAAACCCAAGAUCCUGAAGACAUUUCCGUAACCGUCAAGGCGUUCAUGGCAGCCGAUCUACCCAAUGAACUGAUCGAACUCUUGGAGAAAAUCGUCAUCGACAACUCUGUUUUCAGUGAUCACCGGAACCUGCAAAACUUGUUGAUCCUCACGGCCAUCAAGGCCGACAAGAGCAAAGUCAUGGAGUAUAUUGACCGUUUGGACAACUAUGAUGCCCCGGAUAUUGCAAACAUUGCCAUCCAAAGCCAACUCUACGAGGAGGCGUUCGCCAUUUUCAAGAAAUUCGAAGUGAAUACGUCGGCCGUCCAAGUGCUCAUUGAGAACGUGAAUAACUUGGACCGAGCUUAUGAAUUCGCUGAAAGAUGUAAUGAGCCCGCCGUUUGGACCCAAUUGGGAAAAGCGCAGCUGAAAGAGAAUAUGGUGAAAGAAGCUAUUGAUUCGUUCAUCAAAGCUAACGAUCCCUCGGAUUACAUGGAUGUGGUUGAGACAGCCCACAAGACAGAGAAUUGGGAAGACCUCGUGCGAUACUUGCAAAUGGCGAGGAAGAAGGCCAGGGACACUUACGUGGAGUCGGAAUUGAUAUAUGCUUACGCCAAGACCAGUAGAUUCGCGGACUUGGAAGAAUUCAUCUCUUCUCCAAACCAUGCCGAUGUUUCAAAGAUCGGAGAUCGAUGCUUCGACUCAGGAAUGUACGAGGCUGCCAAACUAUUGUACAAUAAUGUGUCUAACUUUGCUAAAUUGGCCAUCACCUUGGUUCAUUUGAAGGAAUACCAGGGUGCCGUGGACAGUGCUAGAAAAGCAAACAGUACACGCACGUGGAAAGAAGUUUGUUUCGCUUGUGUCGAGAAUUCUGAAUUCCGUCUGGCCCAAAUGUGCGGUCUACAUAUCGUUGUUCAUGCCGAUGAGCUGGAGGAUUUGAUCAAUUAUUAUCAGGAUCGGGGCUUUUUUGAGGAACUCAUGAGCUUAUUGGAAGCAUCGUUGGGCCUAGAACGAGCCCACAUGGGCAUGUUCACGGAAUUGGCCAUCUUGUACUCCAAAUAUAAGCCAAUCAAGCUGCGAGAGCAUCUCGAAUUGUUCUGGUCAAGAGUUAACAUUCCAAAAGUUCUUCGGGCGGCCGAGCAGGCUCACCUUUGGGCAGAACUUGUAUUCCUGUAUGAUAAAUACGAGGAGUUUGACAACGCUGUGUUGGCCAUGAUGGCCCAUCCGACAGAGGCAUGGAAAGAAUCGCAUUUUAAGGAUAUCAUCACCAAGGUGGCCAAUCUUGAGUUGUACUACAAGGCCAUUCAAUUUUACUUGGAUUACAAACCCAUGCUUCUUAAUGACUUGCUCUUGGUACUGGCUCCCCGCAUGGAUCACACCCGAGCUGUCAACUUCUUUACCAAGGUGAACCACCUGCAACUAGUGAAACCGUAUUUGAGAUCUGUUCAGAAUCUGAACAAUAAGGCCGUGAACGAGUCUCUGAAUGGACUCCUCAUCAACGAGGAAGAUUAUAAUGGGCUGAAGACUUCCAUCGAUGGUUUCGACAACUUUGAUAACAUUACGUUGGCCCAGCGAUUGGAGAAACAUGAAUUGAUUGAGUUCCGUCGCAUUGCCGCUUAUCUCUACAAGGGUAACAACCGAUGGAAGCAGUCAGUGGAGCUCUGCAAAAAGGAUAAUCUCUUCAAAGAUUCAAUGGAAUAUGCGGCAGAGUCUAAAAACGCCGAAGUGGCUGAAGAACUCCUGGCAUAUUUCCUUGAAAAGAAAGCAUACGAUUGUUUCGCAGCUUGUCUAUUUCAAUGCUAUGACUUGUUGCAUCCCGACGUGAUCUUGGAGCUUGCGUGGAAACACAAUAUUAUGGACUUUGCCAUGCCCUACUUGAUCCAAGUCAUGCGAGAAUAUACUUCAAAGGUCGACAAACUCAUGGAAUCGGAAACGACCCGACAAGCCGAGAAACAAGAGGAAGAAUACAAACCAGUCGUGAUGGAAACUCAGCCUCAAUUGAUGUUGACAGGACCCGGAGCCAUGAACUUCAAUCAUGGUGGCGUGCCGGGUGGGUCCUUUCCGCAGGCUGGAGCCAUGCCCUCGUAUCAAGGCUAUAGCAUGUAAAGCGUGCGAGAGAAAGAGUACUCUUCUUUCGGAACUAUCAAGAGAAACACUUCCCGCCAAGAAACAAGCAGCAAGGGAGUAAUUAAGAAUGAUGAUUUUUGUUGAGGGGCCAGGAGAUCCAGAUGCGUGAGAUUCCAUGGCCUUUGAUUGAUUGUAGUUUGGUGAUCGUUGAACUUCAAAUCGAAAUGUGCGAGAUCCUUCCUGGUUGACUUCCAAUUUCUCCACCGACGCGGAUGCCCGGAAAGCCGUGAAAAAUAACUGAAGCUUCGACCAGUCCCCUCACUUUACCUAGACUUGGUUUUUUUAUGUUCCAACUUUUUACGAUGAUGGUAGCGAAGCGUCAUUUGUUUAAACUUAUAGUUUCCGAAUUAUCCUUGUUAAUGUCCGCAAAUAUGCAAGAUGAUCAUAAAUAAACUUAUUCCAAUUUGA
Messenger RNA from Tigriopus californicus, 4800 nucleotides. RefSeq names its product clathrin heavy chain-like (gene Chc). Bases 229 to 4371 code for a protein of 1380 amino acids. Gene Ontology annotation, molecular function: structural molecule activity; clathrin light chain binding. The transcript is spliced from 11 exons. Lineage: Eukaryota; Metazoa; Arthropoda; Copepoda; Harpacticoida; Harpacticidae. The record is from RefSeq and is a predicted model, not a curated record. Gene Ontology annotation, biological process: receptor-mediated endocytosis; intracellular protein transport. Gene Ontology annotation, cellular component: clathrin complex; clathrin coat of trans-Golgi network vesicle; clathrin-coated endocytic vesicle.